This is a messenger RNA of Nylanderia fulva, 9933 nucleotides long. NCBI's taxonomy places the organism in Eukaryota, Metazoa, Arthropoda, Insecta, Hymenoptera, Formicidae. The record is from RefSeq and is a predicted model, not a curated record.
GCAGUUAGUGUAGCGAUCGUGGAGCGCGCUUGAAGGCGCGACGCCGUGUAGCCCGCGUAGAAUUAUUAUCGUAGGUAUCUUUUCCGUUUCACCUGGCGCGCGCGUCCGCGACGUGUGUGCUCUUUAUGAUUUAAAUGCGACGACCGCGUACGUGUUCGUGAUUAUUUGCAUGCGCUUUAGAACCCCGCUCCCGUUUCGUUUUCCCGUUCUCGUGUGGCGCGCGCUUAUAUUUCUCGCCGGUCCUCGCGCCGGGAAAAAGUGCCGAUUGCCGACGACGACGAUGAUAUGUCGCGACGCCGCGGUCGGUUCAGUGAGUAUGCAAUAGUGUUGAUUAUGUUGCUGAAGGCGAUCAUCGACGGGAGAUUAGUAUGACGACCAGCUGACGGAUGUAUCUCUGCUCUGCCUUCUCACGGCGUCGGCGGGGUUGACGAUUGAGCGGACAGUGGAAGGAUGCUGGGUAGCGUGGGAGGUCGACACGUGUCUACGCGUCGGCGAGGCAGCAUUCCGCUGGUGCGUGGAAGUGUGGGCCUCAUCGGUUAUGGCGCCACAUCCGGGAUCGGCGGAAACGCGGCCGAUGGCAGUGCGACGGAACCGGUGCCCAAGUAUGCUGCCAGAAGACGAAGGGCCGUCACCACCAGCGACCACAAGAGCUGCGCCCUUAUACAGACGCGGCUCAAGCUCGGCGAUAUUACAAUGUUGGCAGCAGCGCACGAGGCGGCACAAAGGGACCCUGGACACGCGCGUCAGUACUACGGGAGAAGGUCGAGGUUGGCCGGAUUGAGGAGUGGUCACGGUGACUGGACUAGCUUCGGAGGGGAGGUACCUGGUCUGGUGGAUAUGGCGCCAGGCCGGGAUCAUGGCGGAGGGGCGGGUGGCGGUGGGGGAGGCGGCAAGGGCACCACGUCGUUGUUUAUCCUGUCGGAGGAUAACUGCAUCCGGAAGCACACGCGCUUCAUCAUCGAGUGGCCGCCCUUCGAGUACGCCGUCUUGCUCACCAUCAUCGCCAAUUGCGUGGUCCUCGCCCUCGAGGAGCAUCUGCCGAAGUCUGACAAGACCACACUCGCACUGAAACUCGAGAACACGGAAGUCUACUUCCUCGGGAUCUUCUGCGUCGAGGCGAGCCUCAAGAUCCUCGCUCUCGGCUUCGUCCUCCACCGCGGCUCCUACCUGCGCAACAUCUGGAACAUCAUGGACUUCUUCGUCGUGGUGACCGGGAUCGUCACGGCGUUCUCGCAAGGCAUACACCUGGAUAUGGAUCUGCGCACGUUGCGCGCGAUACGCGUGUUGCGACCGCUCAAACUUGUCUCCGGCAUACCGAGUCUUCAGGUGGUGCUCAAGUCUAUCAUCAAGGCGAUGGCCCCGCUGCUGCAGAUCGGCUUGCUGGUACUCUUCGCCAUCGUGAUAUUCGCCAUCAUCGGCCUCGAGUUUUAUUCGGGAACCCUGCAUAAAACAUGCUACAGUGUAGAGGACCUUAAAAUCGUAAGAGAGGGCGAGCAAGCGAGCCCGUGCAAUUUGGACCCCAAGGCUGAGGAAUUCGGGGCCCAUGCGUGCGAAAAGAACAUCUCGAUAUGCAGGGAGAAAUGGGAGGGACCAAACUCGGGCAUCACCAGCUUCGAUAACAUCGGAUUUGCCAUGCUCACUGUCUUCCAGUGUAUCACUAUGGAGGGCUGGACUGCCAUAUUGUACUGGACAAACGACGCUCUUGGCAAUCGAUGGAACUGGAUUUACUUUAUACCGUUGAUCGUCCUUGGAUCAUUCUUCAUGCUGAACUUAGUUCUUGGUGUCUUGAGCGGAGAGUUUGCGAAGGAGAGAGAGAAAGUGGAAAACCGACAGUCCUUCUUGAAGUUGCGAAGAGCGCAGCAGCUUGAGCGCGAACUGAAUUGUUACCUCAAUUGGAUCUGCAAAGCAGAGGAGGUGAUACUUGCCGAGGAGAGAACCACGGAAGAGGAGAAAUGCACAUAUUAGAAGGUUCAUAUAACGUAUAUAAGAAGAAGAGCGGCGGCGAAGAAAAAGAAAUUGAAAAAUCUUGGCAAGAGCAAAAGCACCGACACGGAGGAGGAGGAAGAUCAGGAUGAUCAGGACGAUGUGCCUAAGAAAAAGCUCAAAGGAUUCUCGAGAACCUCCUACUUCAAGUCGAAAGUGAAGAAGCAGGGCACGUGUCUGCAAUUCUGGCGGGCCGAAAAGAGAUUCAGGUUCUGGAUACGCAAUUCCGUCAAGUCGCAGCAGUUCUAUUGGUUCGUCAUCAUCCUUGUGUUCUUCAACACCGCCACUGUGGCCGUCGAACAUUACGAUCAGCCGAAGUGGCUCAGCGAUUUCCUCUAUUACGCAGAGUAUGUGUUCCUGGCUCUCUUCAUGCUGGAGAUGUUCAUCAAGAUGUACGCGCUCGGUCCCCGCACAUACUUCGAAUCGAGCUUCAAUCGCUUCGACUGCAUCGUCAUCUUAGGCUCGAUCUUCGAGGUGAUCUGGUCCUCGUUGAAGAAAGGCUCUUUCGGCCUCUCCGUCCUACGUGCCCUUAGACUCCUGAGAAUUUUUAAAGUCACCAAAUACUGGAAGAGCCUGAGAAAUCUCGUGAUAUCGCUGCUAAGCUCGAUGCGCAGCAUCAUCUCUCUCCUCUUCCUACUCUUCCUCUUCAUCCUCAUAUUCGCGCUGCUCGGUAUGCAGCUAUUCGGCGGUCAGUUCAAUUUCGAAAAUGGCACGCCGCCCACCAACUUCAACACCUUUCCCAUCGCACUACUCACUGUCUUCCAAAUCUUGACUGGAGAAGACUGGAACGAAGUGAUGUACCAGGGUAUCGAGUCGCAGGGCAUGGCCUACUCGCUCUACUUCAUCGUGCUGGUGCUCUUCGGCAACUACACUCUGCUGAACGUCUUCUUGGCUAUCGCCGUCGACAAUCUCGCGAACGCACAGGAGCUGAGCGCCGCCGAGGAGGAACAGCAAGAGGAAGAUAAGGAGAAACAGUUGCAGGAGCUCGAGAAGGAGAUCGAGUCGCUGCAAAAACCCGGGGACGGUGGAGCACCGAAGGUGGAAAUCUGCCCUCCAAGUCCAACCCAGAAUUUCAGAGACGGAAGAGGUGAUAACCAAGUGUCCGAAGAGAGGAGGCAGGAUGAAGACACGGGACCAAAACCAAUGCUGCCAUACUCCUCCAUGUUUAUACUGUCCCCUACGAAUCCCGUAAGAAGAGCCGCCCACUGGGUCGUGAACCUUCGGUACUUUGACUUCUUCAUAAUGGUGGUGAUAUCGCUGUCGAGUAUCGCGCUGGCCGCCGAGGAUCCAGUUGCGGAGAACGCGCCGAGGAACAAGAUCCUCAACUACUUCGAUUACGCGUUCACCGGCGUCUUCACCAUCGAGAUGGUGCUGAAGAUCAUCGACCUCGGCAUCAUACUGCAUCCGGGCUCGUAUCUGCGCGAGUUUUGGAACAUUAUGGACGCGGUCGUAGUGAUAUGCGCCAUGGUGUCGUUCGCUUUCGACAUGACCGGCAGCUCGGCCGGCCAGAACCUCUCGACUAUAAAGUCGCUGCGAGUGCUGCGAGUGCUCAGACCACUUAAGACGAUAAAGCGCGUGCCGAAGCUCAAGGCGGUGUUCGACUGCGUGGUGAACAGUCUCAAGAAUGUCAUUAACAUUCUUAUAGUGUACAUAUUGUUUCAAUUCAUAUUCGCUGUGAUCGCGGUGCAGCUGUUCAACGGCAAAUUCUUCUUCUGCACCGACGAGAGCAAGUAUACGAAAGAGGAUUGCCAUGGUCAAUUCUUCGUUUUCGAAGAGGGUAACCUGCUGCCGGAGCUCAGGAACCGGACCUGGCAACCCCAGUCCUUUCAUUACGACAACGUGAUGGUGGCCAUGCUGACGCUGUUCGCCGUCCAGACCGGCGAAGGCUGGCCGCAAAUUCUACAGAACUCGAUGGCGGCCACGCACUUGGACGAGGGCCCCAUCCAAAACUUUCGCAUUGAGAUGUCCAUUUUUUACAUCGUUUACUUCAUCGUGUUUCCGUUCUUCUUCGUCAACAUCUUCGUGGCCUUGAUUAUCAUCACGUUUCAGGAGCAGGGAGAGGCUGAAUUGCAGGACGGUGAAAUUGAUAAGAAUCAGAAAUCUUGUAUAGACUUUACAAUACAAGCUCGCCCGCUCGAGAGGUACAUGCCGAAGGAACGGAAUAGCGUAAAGUACAAAAUCUGGAGGAUAGUCGUAUCUACACCAUUUGAAUAUUUUAUCAUGAUGCUCAUCGUACUGAAUACAUUACUACUUAUGAUGAAGUAUCACGAAGCGCCGCCAUUUUUCUUGGACUUCUUGACCAUCGUGAACUUCGUCGUCACCUUCCUUUUCCUCGUUGAGUGCAUCCUUAAACUCAUCGCCUUCGGAUGCCAGAACUUCUUCAAGGACGCCUGGAACACCUUCGAUUUCAUCACGGUGAUCGGCAGCAUUGUGGACGCCCUCGUGAUCGAGUUCGGGGAGACGAUUAUGAGUGCGCUCCAUGGUGGCCAACAAGUCAAAGACAUGAAGGAGAACUUUAUCAAUGUCGGCUUUCUAAGGCUCUUUCGUGCCGCCAGGCUGAUCAAACUACUCAGGCAGGGUUAUACGAUACGAAUUUUACUCUGGACCUUCGUACAAUCCUUUAAAGCUCUGCCUUACGUUUGUCUCCUCAUAGCAAUGCUGUUCUUCAUUUACGCGAUCAUCGGUAUGCAGGUAUUCGGUAACAUCGCGCUGCAAGCUGAUUCUUCUAUUACCAAGCACAACAAUUUCCAAAGCUUCAUACAAGGUCUGAUGCUGCUUUUUCGGUGUGCUACGGGCGAAGCCUGGCCAAACAUCAUGCUGUCCUGCAUAAAGGACCGUCCUUGCGACCCAAAGGCCGAGAAGGAAGAGCCUGACAGCUGCGGCUCCAACAUCGCCUACGCUUACUUCGUGUCGUUCAUCUUCUUCUGCUCGUUUCUCAUGCUGAAUCUCUUUGUCGCCGUCAUCAUGGACAACUUUGAUUAUCUCACCCGGGACUCGUCGAUCCUGGGCGCCCAUCAUCUCGACGAAUUCGUGCGGAUCUGGGCCGAGUACGAUCCGAAUGCCACCGGCAAGAUCCAUUAUACGGAAAUGUACGACAUGCUAAAGAACAUGGAUCCACCGUUGGGGUUUGGCAACAAGUGCCCGAAUCGUCUCGCGUACAAAAAACUCAUCAGGAUGAAUAUGCCGGUGGACGGUGACGGCAAAGUCAACUUCACCACUACGCUGUUCGCUCUGAUACGCGAAAACCUCAGCAUAAAGAUGCGAUGCGCCGACGAAAUGAAUCAAGCUAAUGAAGAACUGCGGGACACGAUCAGAAGUAUCUGGCCUCUGCAAGCGAAAAAAAUGUUGGACCUUUUGAUACCUAGGAAUGAAGAAUUGAGCAGAGACAAACUCACCGUGGGUAAGAUAUACGUCUGUCUUCUGAUACUCGAAAGUUGGAGGUCGAAGUCAAAACCUGCCGAACAGAAUGAUAACGAUCUUAUCGAUAACGAUAAUGCUGGGCAAAGUCCUGCAGCCCAGGCGCAAUCGGCCUUCUUCAACUGCCUGCUGGACAUUUCGGCGGUAAAUCACAUCGGAAAUAAUCACGGAGCCGGAAGUAGGGCGAACAGCCUCGAACCGGUGGUGCGACCGGCCAAGGAAGUGAAGCACGACCGGCACAAAGAUCAAGAAGACGAGGAGGAUGGAGCCCUUGGCGUCCUCGCAGCCGCCGCGCACAGGCGUCAGCAUAGCAUCAGAAAUAAAAAGGUGAACUGGAAGAUGUCUCGCCAAUACGAUAUACUAGGCAGCAGCGGAGAGAGUAGCCAGGGAGGGGGUGGGUCUGGGGUUGUACUCGUAGUUAAUGGCGAGGAUCGCGCCCCCGAGCUAGAGCCAUUGCUGGCCGAGGUGUCCUCCCAGCGGGAUGAUCAAAACAACUACUACCAUCACCAUCACGACCAAUACUACUACGAUACCGACAAUGAUCAAUACUAUGACCACCACCAAUACUACCACCACCACCAUCACCAUCAUGAUCAUCACGACCACCGACCACCCUCGUACUACCAACACCAGAACACCUACGUACCUCGUUCCUCGAUCCGUUACCACAAGGAGCUGCAGGACGUAGUACCGUCCGACUCACGUGCCGGUAGCCUUGAGAGUCUCACGCAUCCUGGCGACAGGAUUCUUCGUCCUCAUCAUCCCUCAGCGCCUCCCCCUAGACGUUCCCGAUCGCCAAGCAUAAGAAGACACUCGCCAAUAAUGCCUAGAUCGCCAUCGCCAAGGCGACACAGCCGAUACGACCAUCAUGGUCAUUACCACGAAGGACCAGGGUUUAGCGACACCGUUAGCAACGUUGUCGAGAUACAAAGGCACACUCAUCAUCCCCACGCGUCACAAUAUAAUCAUCGGCAUAGGAUACGAGACUAUUACGACCACUGCGAAUAUUACGACGAUGGUCCGUGGAGCGCCUCGACGAGUCCGGCAAGAUCGCCGAGUCCGGUUCACCGGAUCGAGCGAGGCGGUCAUUACGGGACGACCAGUCUGGAGCAACGUUCGAGAAGCCCAAGCCCGAUCGGCGGUCGUUCGCAUCACCAUCAUCAUCGCCAUCAUCCGCAUCAACACAGCUACCCGGUGCUGGUCGCGAGAAGGGGCCAGGGUCGCCGGCUGCCGCCGACGCCGAACAAGCCGUCGACCCUGCAGCUGAAGCCGGCCAACAUCAACUUUCCCAAACUGAACGCCUCGCCGACCCACGGCCUGCACGGCCCGAUGCAGGCACCGGCCCACGCGCCCGUGGGCACCGUGCCGGGUCACGUGCUGCAGCAUCCGCAUCCGCCGUCGCACAUGCCGCCCGCCAGCAUGCAGUCGAGUCAUCCGUUGAGCUUCGAGCAGGCUGUCGCCAUGGGUCGUGGUGGUCGUCUACUACCCAGCCCGGUUCCCAAUGGCUACAAGCCACAGCCACAAUCUAAACAAAGAACGCCUAGAUCGAGGCACUCGGACAGUGACGAGGACGAUUGGUGCUAGCCAAAGUGGGACCCUGGACGGUGGUCCGGUGAUGUGGACGCCCCCAGGCGUCUUAGGGUUUGCGCAUGAUAGUCGUCCACAUGGGACGCGUUGAAUUUCAGUGUGAAGAGCAGCAGCAGCCAAGAAAGAACCGCGAUCAACGAGCUCGAGACCGCAAGACUCCAAGGGAACGCCAAGUUCUCUGGAAGGAGCAAUUUUCCGGUUUCGCAGCAUCGCGGCGUAUAUUGGCGACCGAAAGGGGUCUAGUGAUGAAUUGAACGGAGAAGAUGAUUCGUGGCGCGGACCGAUAUUCGGACCGAUCCCGAAGGCGACCGAACAGGGUCAGCAAACACACACACACACACGCAAGGAAUAAUAAUAAUAAUAAUAAUGAUCGAUUUUUCGCAAAUGUAAGAUGAGAAAUCGACAUCUCACUUCGCACGACGACGUCGCACGAGUCCGCGGACGGGGAGGAGUGCGAUGCGUGCGAAUUCCCACGAUCGAAAUCAAAUCUCAGGCUGAGCCUUCGACAUCAAGGACGAUCGGCUAAGCUAAGAUCGAUCUCUCGAGCGACGAUUGUAGCUACGUCGAGAGACACAGCUGGUGGUGGGUUGCAGUGAAAAACUCAUCGUGCGCGACAGUGGUAGCAAAAAUUGAGCGGACGUUCCCGAGAGUUAUCGAACCCUCCGAUCACUACGCGAGUUAAUAUUUCAAUCUUCCCUCGUCCCGAUCGAGCGAAGAUCGUCCGGGGAAGACUCACUUUUUAUACGAUUUUCCGAAGGAGGGACUCAUCGAACGCCCGGAUGCGCUGUGAUCACCACGUGAAACGUUCUCUUAUAUGAGUGUGUUUACGUAUGUAUGUGUACGCGUAUGAUUUUUUGUGCGUGUGUGCGUAUGUAUGUAUAUGUGCGUAUGAAACCUCCUUCCCUUACAAUACGACGUUGAAAAUCGCGACUGAUGUAUCAAGUCGGUUCGUUUCAGUGAAAACACGGGGAAAAUAGCGACGUUAAUCUUUCAACGACGACGUUAAUUAUUAAAAUCGAGGGGGAUGAUUUUGAAGCGACGAUGCGGGCCAGAAUAAUCUUGCAGUAGAAUCGUCACUUUCAGUUUUACAUAAAUUCGAGGCUGAUUAGAUAGACGGUUUGAAUCUAUUAAAACUUAAAAAUCUGUCUUGUACUUUCGCUGCGAACAAAAAUAUCAUCGAAGCGGAUAUGUUUCCCGACGAAUCGAGCGAGAAGAGAAAUUAGAGGAUUAAAAAUUAAAUCAAAGAUCGCAAAGGAGAAAAGUUGAAAUUAUUCCAUUCGUAUGUACUCACAUUGGCUUUAUUUCUGCCGCUAGAAAAAUCGCGCGAGCGCUGUUCUAAUCAAAAUCAGACAUCGAUUCGCCGAGAGACGCGCAAGAACCGCAGCUACGAGAUGUCAAGCACGACACGACGAUAUUUCGCAGUCGCGGUUCUCGUGAAAUCGAGGAGACGAUCGAUGAAAAAAAAAUGCGAACGUCGUCGUUGAUUCGUGCGGAUGUUGCCUCGCGAUUCGUGCCAAUCAAGAGAGAUUAGGGAAAAAUUGGAGCAAAGAGGACCACGAUAUCGAGGACGCGCAUUUCACUCGGAAAUACAGGGGGCUAAGAAAAAUGAAUGAUCGUCGCGAAAUGUCAUCGGAGGGGAGAAGUGAAAGAUGCGUGUGAAAGCGAGAGAGAGAGUGAGUGAGAGAGAAACCACAUGGUUUUCAAAAGCACAUGGUUCUUACCAUAUGGUUUUCAAAAGCACUUGUAAAUUACUGCAUAUAUAAAUUGAAAUUACAAUACUUAUUACUAUCACUGCUAAUACCGUUACUAAGUUAACACCUACAGCGAAAGGGAAGGAAAAAAAAGAAACAGCUCCACUCUCCACUAACUAUUACUAUUACUACUAACUACUAACUCUACUGCUAUUACCAUUACUACUGUAUUACCAUUUACUACCGCUCUCUACUACCACUACUACUACUGUCUUACUACUACUAUUGCUGCUGCUACUAUCAUUACUAACUAUAUUACUAACUAUUACUACUUACCAUAACUAAACUAUUCUACUACCGUCGCUAAAUAAACGCUGUUUACUAUCAUUAUUGUAAUACUGUAAGUGUGCUAAUUAUCGAAGCGCGCGCGACUCGUAAGAAAAAGGACGAAGAAACAUUAGUUUAAUUAAUUUAUUCUCAAACUUGAGAGAGAGAGAGAGAGAGACUUCGAUUUGAAUGCGCAAAUUUAAACGACGGAACAAAGAAAUAAAAAAAUCGAGAGAAUUAUCCGUAAACGAAAGUUUGCUAAAACGAGCGCACGUAUCCGAACCGAGAUUACAUAAUAAAGAGAAGAAAAAAAACCUCUAUAUAUACAUUAUACAUAUAUAUAAAAAAAGACACGUGUUUAACAUACUGCCAAUCGUACGGGGUGUUUUAAGCGGAGAAACACAUACGAGAGAAUAUAUAAGUGUACAUAAACGUACGUUCUUUUUUCCUGCGACACAUAUAAAUAUAUAUUACGAUAUAUCUGUACGGUAGAUAAGUGUACAUACCCGUUGAGCGAAAGAGAGGGUGAGAAAGCGAGAGAACGAAGAAAUGAACGAAUGAAUGAAUGAACGAACGAAUGAAUGAAUGGAUACAAGUAAUUGAAUCGAUAAAUGUGAGAAGCGAAACAACUCGGUCGAUGAGACAAUUCAAUGAAAUCAUCAUCGAACAACGAUUUAUUUCGCGAGGUAUAUAUUUUAUUCUCAUCAAUCUACAUUUAUUACGUCUAUCUGUCUAUUUAUUUAUUUAUUUUCGUUUACAGGUUGUUAAUAUGUUGCGUGAUGAUAUUUUAGAAUAUGAAAUAAUGUGAGCCGAUUUACUUCGUUUCUCAAAUCGACGAUUUGAUUGAUUUCCAAACGCUAUUCUGUGCUUGUUUGCGUAAUUAUCGUGUAUUAGUUAAGUCAAAAUAAACGAGAAUAUAUUGCCACUA